Molecule: messenger RNA, 1452 nt
Organism: Exophiala aquamarina CBS 119918
Lineage: Eukaryota; Fungi; Ascomycota; Eurotiomycetes; Chaetothyriales; Herpotrichiellaceae
Exons: 5
Coding region: 1-1452 (483 amino acids)
Source: RefSeq, a predicted model, not a curated record
AUGGCGGACUUGCAAAGUACUCCCAUAGAGUCCCCAUACCAUACAACAACCCUGCCAGAAUCGUUCCAUAAGUCGCACGAUUCCGCUCACGCCUAUCCUGAAGUAUAUCACCCGCCGCAGACGUAUGAGGACUUCCCUGAACCACUUCCUGAUGGCCGAUACAUGUCACCCCGCAAACCAGUAUACGAAGCGGAUCCAGAUCCAGAUUUAUCCAAGAGAGAGAAUGACCCGAACGCAGUGCCUGACAAAGAGAUUGAAACCCGCCAAAUUUGUGGUUUGCGUAGGAAGGUAUUUUUCAUCGUGCUAGCAGUCGUCCUGCUCGUGGCUGCCAUCGUCGGAGGUGUUGUCGGCGGCGUACUAGGAACACGUCACAACUCUAGUUCAUCAACUGACCAAAAUGCGGCCAGCCCAGGUGAUUCGUCUUUGGUCUCGCCAAGCUCGAGUGCUUCAUCUGCAGCGCCGUCGAGCACAAGCGGCGUCAAUGGGACGCCAGAGACCAACACAACGGUUGCAGCGCCGAGCCCGAUACGUGCAAUUGCAGUCGCGGAAGCUGAGGUGACCAUGUUCAAGGUGUGGCAGACAACCGAUAAGAAUAUCCAUAUGGCUGGCUACUACAAUGUGCCAGCGCUCUCUGCGGAUGCUUUCGAACUAAAUUUGGAUUUCCCUGCAGUCAAUAAUACGCCAAUUGCUGCUCUGACGUGGAAAUAUAACGAUUAUUUUGAAAUCAGAAUCCAAUACACUGCAGAGGGACAGAGUAGUCUCGGUAGUCUCAACUUCCGAUGCUAUGAGAACGGCACUUUGUGUACUGAACCUUUGAACGGUCUGAACAGUGCAAUUCCAGCGCCCAUCGUGGGAGCAGGUGUAGCACUUGUGACUCCCGAACUCAACCAUCUGCGCUCAUACUAUAUCGGUAGCGAUGGCUUAGUCCUAGAGGCUAAGUACACCCCCGAACCGGGGUGGGUAUCUCCUAUACCUAUCAGCAAUGGGGCAAAGGCUCACAUUGCGUCACCUCUUGGUGUGACCAUGGUCAAAGAUGAGAUAUGGCUCUUUUGGUUCUCUAAUCAGAAGCAAUUGCAGUAUGCUACUUCGACCUACACGGGCUCAACGUGGUCAGUAGUGCAAAACAUUUCCGCAACCAUCCCAGAAGAGCUGCCUCGCUCUAUUGGCGUAGUACGCUCUGAUGCACCUGAUGUCACACAAGUCUUCUAUCUCGAUGGCACCGAAAUGCAACAGGUGCAAUACUCGAACAACGUGUGGUCGAUCAGCGCUCUCGGUUCAUCAAUGCCUAGCUCAAGUAUAUCCAAUGGACCACUGGGAGCCGCAGGUUGGGAUAAUACUGCCACGCGGCUGUAUUUUGUCAUUGACGGCAGUAUCCAAUCAGUCGCUUCCGAGUCUGUCUAUGGGCAAUGGCAACUUGGCACCAAACCGCUUGAUUAUUAUGGAACUAACUAA